UUCACCUGUUUCGAUGAAAUGAUACGCUGUAUAAAUGACAAUGGACGACGUCAUAUGAUCAAGCUAACUUGGAGAGGAAACCUAGAACAGUAUGGCUGAGGGACCCAGAGAAUCAAGUGAAGAACUUGACAGCCAGUGUUUGUUUUCACCAACAUGCGGCCGGAACAUUUGUAUAGAUGGCUCUAACGCUAAAUGGAUUAAAAAUGAUUCCGGAGGUCGUUUCUUUAUUGACAAAUCUUUAUCUUCUGACGGAGAGAUUAUUCUAACAUUCAGUGGAAAAGGUCAUGCUGAGGUUGGGAUUAUCUCCAUAGAUCCUAUAACAAUAACAGAUGCCAGUCACGUGGGACAUAUAAAAGAACUUACUGUUAUACAGACGGCUAGAAUAUACAAGCAAAUAGGGACUACCACAAUAAAAAGAUCCAAAGAAGGAGAUAGAAUAAUUACAGAAGCUGAAGGCAGAAAGUCAAGGUCCAAAGUUGAUAAAGAACAGAGCGUCUGGAUUACAGUCAAUAUCUUAUUUGGGGACCUCAAAGUCAAAAUAGGUUCUAAAGGCUACAAAUUCUCGCCCAAUAAAGGAGAAAAUGUUUCAACGAAUGAUGAAUAUGCAAAUUUAAACUAUCCGUAUCCAUGUGCAGUCUGCUUUGUUAUGCAUCCCUUAAAACGUGGGGAUAUUUUAUAUUUUCAAGCGGACGAUAUUAAUAAAGUCGGAGCACCAUCGAAAAAUUGUAGCGUUAAAUUGGCAAUAUCGAAAUCCAAUCCAGAGGAGUUUGUUUUAAGCACAGAUAAAUAUUGUGAUAUUACGUCAAUUCCUGUUAUUCAUUUCGAAGAAAUUCCGACAAAAUCUAAAAAUGAAAUUCGGAUAGAACUGACCACUGACGGGAUAGUACAAAUCAAUUACGAAAAAGGUACAAUUACUAAAGAGGCAGGUAGUAAAGAAGUUUAUUGUGUUUUUGAAUUAGGCAGAAUCCAACUACGAUGUGCACGUAAAGAAAAACAAAAAAAGGAAGAUACCGUUUUGCCAAAAUUGAAAACUACCGAACUCCAACAAACGUCCAUCAACCUACCAGAUGUACCUGACUCUAUAUACAUGAAUAGGAAACGAGAACUAGACGAAAUAAGACAAGAUGCAGAACAAAUAUCGAUAGAUACUAAUGUAUAUGAUCCAGCUUUUGAACCCAGCAACAGCGAAAUUGAGACUUCUGAUGAGGAUAACGAAUCCGUUGCUAAAUCUACUAGGAACUUUAAACCCACUGCAAAUGAACACGGAGAAAAAUCUCUGCAUGAUAAAUUUGAAGAUUUAUCGUUACGAUUGAUGUUAAUAGAGGAAAAAAUAAAUCAGAUAAAUAUAGGGAAGGAAUCAACUAUACAAUCAUCUGAAAUGGAACUUUUAAGGUCUGAUAUCAAAGACAUACACACAUUUAUUAGUAAGCAGUCUUGUAAAGUAGGUGGCGGCUACUUGCAAACAGAACAUCUUAAACCAUUACGUGAAACAAUACAAACACAUUUUUCCGAGCUUGUGUCGCUAAUAGAAAUUAUUCCGUUGUUAGACCGCCUCUACCAAGCAGGAAACAUAACUAUGGACGACUUUCAAAAGUUAAGACAACUAUCUAAAUCAGACAUAGCAGAUGCAAAUCGUGAUCUGUUGAUAAUCAUAUCACGUAGACAAAAUCUUGAUACGGAUCUUCUUGAAGAAAUUUUAAGAAAUUCAAAACAGGAUGGAGUUUUGGCUAUUAUGUUCCCACAAAAAUAUAAUAAAAAGUGA
Mytilus trossulus (common blue mussel) is the source of this 1762-nucleotide messenger RNA. RefSeq lists its product as uncharacterized. The record is from RefSeq and is a predicted model, not a curated record. Lineage: Eukaryota; Metazoa; Mollusca; Bivalvia; Mytilida; Mytilidae. The transcript has 3 exons. The coding region runs from base 92 to 1762 and encodes 556 amino acids.